AUGAACCAAGUGCGUACACUUUCGUCUUCAUCUCUCCCACUCCUUCUCGAACCUUCUUCUCCUCUUCUGUUACCGUUUUUUGGGCAUCAUCAAGUACAAUUUCAUCCUUCUAAUUCCAAUGUUUGGGAAUUGAUGGAUAAUCAGAAUUCUUUGACGAUGAUAGCCAGAGGCAUGGUGUACAAGAGUGUGAUAUGUCUUUUAUGGUUUCCAGGAGGACUUGCAAACAUUGGGAAGAUAGUUGGCGAUUGGGUGUUCCUCCAUGCAGACUUGGUAGCUCUGUAUAUCUCCAUGGCUACAUUGGUUGCUGGAAUGAAUAUGGGACCCACAUUCUGGAAAAAGAUGGAGAAGCUUGCAAGGAAAGCCAUGGGUAUUGCAAUUGUUGCUAUGGGUAUAGCUGCUCACCACAUUAUUCUUAUGGUUGUAGGAAACGACUACUGGUUGGGGCUUUUUGUUAAUGGGUCGGGCAUUCUGUCCAUGGUUCUCACUUGUGUAUCCAUCUUCAUUCUAAACUCUUAAGUAUGGGAUUAGGGAGAGGUAGAAGUAGAACUUAAUUUAAAUGGGUGGGCAUCAAAAGUCAAGUAUUGAUAUUCUUCUAACAUUUGACUAGAGAAAGCUUUGUGAAUAACAAGUAACAACCUACUUUUAUCCUAUUCAUGUUUUAGGAAUUUUUGUGGAAUUGAUAUUUAUG
Molecule: messenger RNA, 688 nt
Organism: Lactuca saligna
Lineage: Eukaryota; Viridiplantae; Streptophyta; Magnoliopsida; Asterales; Asteraceae
Source: the annotation of a GenBank genome assembly